Messenger RNA from Orbilia oligospora ATCC 24927, 1422 nucleotides. RefSeq lists its product as uncharacterized. NCBI's taxonomy places the organism in Eukaryota, Fungi, Ascomycota, Orbiliomycetes, Orbiliales, Orbiliaceae. The transcript has a single exon. Bases 1 to 1422 code for a protein of 473 amino acids. The record is from RefSeq and is a predicted model, not a curated record.
AUGAACGAAACAGCACUACCCUUGAACGGUACAUCUCAGAAUGCCACAACUGCAACCGUGCUAGUCCACGGUUGGGUUUCAGGCCCAGAUGUUAGAGGCUCCUGGGAUAUAAUCUGGUCUUCGUUUAUGGCGAUAUUCCUGUGCACUUGGACAGCAAUCUGCCUUAACAUCCCCCAUCCGAAAGACAGAACAUUACACAUCCUCCUACGGAAAACGAAAUGGAUGUUCUGGGCCGUCAUAGCACCGGAAAUCGUACUUUCCAUAGCCAUGGGCCAAUAUGCGUCUGCCAGGCGGUCAGUAAGGCGAUUUAAGAAACUAGAGUGCGAAGGAUGGACUAUACGACACGGCUUCUUUGCGGACAUGGGUGGAUUCUUACUACAACCGAAAGAUAGUACUCCAUUCUUGGUUAAUAGCCGACAAAUGGCGUAUUUGGUUGAGCGAGAGUAUAUCCAAUGCCCUACUAUUACCGAGGAGGAGAUAUGGGAUAGGUCGAAGGCAGACUCUCUCAGCAAACUAAUCACAGCAGCCCAAGCAACCUGGCUCCUCUUUCAACUGGGAGGAAGGGCAGUGCUGAAGCUUCCUACCACAACCCUGGAACUAUCCGCCGGUGCAAUUGUUCUAUGCUCAUUCGGAACAUUUAUCUGCUGGCUACAUAAGCCGAGCGACGCUAAGAGCGGUGUAACCGUUACUACAAGAUUUACGACCGCACAGAUCCUACUCGAUGCGGGACCCAUAGCGGCCCAACCGUAUGUCCACACGCCGCUGGACUUCGUUUCUCGAGAGUCACCAACAUGUGGAUUCAACAUGAUGGGAUUUUUUAAUUUACGAUGCGAUGAUCCAGAAAGACCAUUACGACGGUUUCCGAACGAUAGAUUCCCAGAUAUCGCUACCUUCGAGAAGAUUGCCCUAUUCCUUAUUACAACGGCGUAUGCUUCAUUUCAUCUCAUCGGAUGGAAUUUCACUUUCCCUAGUCGGGUCGAGACGCAACUAUGGCGGUGGUCAAGUGUGGUCGUGACCGGUGCGACAGUAUUUUUCUGGGUAUUCGAAACCAUCGCCGCUCGACAGAGGUUCGGGAGAUGGGAUAAGUACUUGAUAUGGCUACGAUUGAAGAAGAAGCCAGCCGAUGAAACGACGCCGACGGCCACUAGUCAAGAUGGUGAAACGGGUAGUGAUGUAGAACGUGCGCCUAAGACUGGAGGCGUGGUACGGCAGGACACCAUAUUACGAAUGGACGCUUUCGAAGAGGAGAUGAAGAAGGCAAAGCCCAUAGUGUUCUGGGAAGUGGCGAUAUUAUUUCCUUUCAUUUUGUUAUAUGUGGUAGCAAGAGCUUAUCUAAUUGUCGAAGUUUUUGUGAGUUUGAGGGAGCUGCCGGCGGGUGUUUAUAAAACCUUCGAGGUUGCAGAGAUUAUACCCCAUUGGUGA